GUGAAUCUGGCGACAACGUUACAGCACGCUUGUGUCAAGUUUACACACAUUACGCACGUAGAAAUAGCUUUUUUGUGCCGCCCGAGAAACAACAGAGAUGCAUAUUACAUUGAACUUUACCGAAAGCUGCAUUUCGCUGAAUAUUUUUCGAUACUCACGUCCGCGCAACUCAGGUAGGCUAAACGCGAAACGCACCCGUACCGCUGCUCGGAGACAAACUAAUUGCUUUUGUAUGACUCCGUAAAUCUGUGCGAUGUGUAAUGUCCUCAUUGUGGGGGUGUGCAGCGGGACAGGAGAAAAUGAUAAGCUGAAUGCUGCAUGUUAUCCGUCCACCGUAGCGGUUGUCUCUUUUUUCCUUAUCCGACAACUUCAGCCGCGUUGCCGAGGGAGGAAAGCGCCGCAGCAUCUCCGUAUCCUCGUUUUGUUUUGACAGCGCCCUUCAAACACCAGCCUCCAUUUAAACCAUCCUUUUUUUUUUUUUUUUUUUGUCUUGAGUUAGGGAUGAAUAUGGGUGGCACGCUGUGGGAACUACUGCGUUUUUGUUUGUUGCUUUACGACCAGAGCUCAAAGUUGAAAGCGACUGAAGCCGAAUUGGAUGUCGAUUCUCGCCGGCUGGCAUGGCAUGAUGGUUUUUUCCCCACUGGAUGGACGAUGGGCGAUCUGUUCGAUAACUUAUUCUAGAAACCGUUUUGUGUAAAACAACAAAACAAAAAACUAAAAAAAAAAACAACAACAACAAAAAAUAGUUGACCGAUUGCGUCCAUAGGCUGCGUGUGUUGUGCAAAUAAAUGACCUGAGGUAAAUGGCUUGCAUGGUUUAUUUGUUGCCUAGGUGGCGUUCACAGUCAGGAAGUCAUGUCCAGAUCGGGUGAUAGAACAUCCACCUUUGACCCAACACACAGUGACACCCUGCUGCAUGGGCUCAAUCUCUUGUGGAGGAAACAGCUUUUCUGUGAUGUGACUCUCACUGCCCAGGGACAGCAGUUCCACUGCCACAAAGCUGUGCUGGCAUCCUGCUCCCAGUAUUUCAGAUCCCUCUUCUCCUCCCAUAAUGUAAUCAACAAUGAGGGGAGCAAAGGGGACCAGGGCAGCAGUGGGACCCCCUCGUCCUCUCCUGAUGACAAGCUGGUCAGCACCAGCGCCAGGCCCAUCAAUAACCUGGUACUCCAGGGCUGCUCUUCCAUUGGACUGCGAUUAGUGCUGGAGUACCUGUAUACUGCCAAUGUUACUCUUUCCCUGGACACGGUGGAAGAGGUGCUGUCAGUCAGCAAGAUCCUCAACAUCCCCCAGAUUACCAAGCUCAGCGUGCAGUUCCUCAAUGACCAGAUCUCCGUGCAGAACUACAAGCAGAUCUGCAAGAUCGCCGCGCUCCACGGACUGGAUGAGACCAAGAAGCUGGCCAACAAGUACCUGGUGGAGGAUGUGCUGCUGCUGAACUUUGAGGAGAUGUGCGCCAUGCUAGAUGCUCUGCCACCCCCGGUGGAGUCGGAGCUGGCUCUCUUCCAGAUGUCAGUCCUCUGGCUGGAGCAUGACCGGGAGACUCGCAUGCACUAUGCACCGGACCUUAUGAAGAGGCUCCGCUUUGCCCUCAUACCUGCCCCAGAGCUGGUGGAGAGGGUGCAGUCCGUUGACUUCAUGAGGAGUGACCCUGUGUGCCAGAAACUGCUCCUGGAUGCCAUGAACUACCACUUGAUGCCCUUCAGACAGCACUGCAGGCAGACCUUGGCCAGCAGAAUCCGUUCCAAUAAGAGGAUGCUGUUACUGGUGGGUGGUUUGCCUCCUGGACCCGAUCGUCUCCCCAGUAAUUUGGUCCAGUACUAUGACGACGAGAAAAAGACAUGGAAGAUCCUCACAAUAAUGCCUUACAACAGCGCACAUCACUGUGUGGUGGAGGUGGAGAACUUCCUGCUGCUGCUGGGUGGAGAGGACCAGUGGAACCCCAACGGAAAGCACAGCACUAAUUUUGUCAGCCGCUAUGAUCCCAGAUUCAACAGCUGGAUACAGUUGCCUCCGAUGCAGGAGAGGAGAGCCAGUUUCUUCGCCUGUCGCCUGGAGAAGCACCUGUACGUAAUUGGCGGCCGGAACGAGGCGGGCUACCUCUCCAGCGUGGAGUCCUACAACCUGGAGACGAACGAGUGGAACUACGUGUCGUCUCUGCCGCAGCCUCUGGCCGCCCAUGCGGGAGCAGUGCACAACGGCAAGAUCUACAUAUCAGGAGGCGUGCACAAUGGCGAGUACGUGUCUUGGCUCUACUGUUAUGACCCUAUAAUGGAUGUGUGGGCAAGGAAACAGGAUAUGAACACAAAGCGGGCCAUUCACGCUCUGGCUGGAAUGAACGACCGCCUAUACGCUAUUGGUGGAAACCAUUUGAAAGGUUUCUCCCAUCUAGAUGUAAUGUUGGUGGAGUGUUACGACCCGAAAGCCGACCAGUGGAACAUCCUGCAGACGCCCAUACUGGAGGGUCGCAGUGGUCCGGGCUGCGCUGUUUUGGAUGACAGCAUUUUCCUCGUGGGGGGCUACAGCUGGAGCAUGGGGGCCUAUAAGUCGUCGACCAUCUGCUACAGCCCUGAGAAAGGAACAUGGACAGAGUUGGAGGGAGAGGUAGCUGAGCCUUUGGCGGGCCCGGCCUGCUCCACCGUCGUACUGCCCGCCUGCCUCCCUUUUAACAAAUGACAACUAGUCCGACCGACGUGCGGUAAGGGCAAGGAACAGCAGAGUGACUGGCGGGAGGACCAGCAAUGAGCAAAACAGUUGUCAUUGAUUUUGUGACAAACCCUCCAGUCGUGUGCCGGGGGUGUGUAUAAAUUAUUUUUUUACAGGUUUGACCAGAGCACUUUCGUUAUUCUCUUCUAAAGGAUUGAGAGAAAAAAAAAGAAAAAAAGAAAAAGAAAAUUGUGUAACUCACGUAUUUAAAGUCAUCUGUGUUCUGAGAAAUGGUCAGUCCCAUAUUUGAUUUCAUUUAAACGGGUAGUAUAAGUGUUUUUGGCUUCUCUUCUAUAGCACGCAUAGUGUUGAGCUGAAUUAUAGCUUUUAAAUCCAUUGUAUCUUGUAUUCAGUAGCAGCAUAAUUCCAGCAAAAAACGCAGUGUUGCUCCACCGACUGACGCUGGGAGAGGAACGUUACACCGGGGCUGGGCGAGUUACGUUAACUGUGAUGGUCAAAGUGUACAAAUAUUCUUCAUCACUUCCGUUAUUACUCAUUGUUCUCUGGCUGGAUUGCUCACUUUAUCUCUCCUAAUCACCCAGUUAGAUAAUUAUGCAACAGUUUUGUUGUCUUUCUCUGAAAAUGAACAUAUUUGUGCAUCAAAAAAAAAGGGACAUUUCCAGAAGGACUUUCCUAACAGGUGUCAUUAUUUAACUGAUAUCGUAUGAAGAAAACUACACUGUAAAGAGCACAGGGGUCCAAGCACACACACAGACAGACAGAUAAUUACCCAGUGAUCUCUGUCCACAUCGCCCAGCCCUAAGUUUUAUCUAAUUAUCUCAAUAAUGUCCAACCAGACUGAAGUCGUGUUUCCGUAUAACUUGUAGGUCAACUCAAGUUAUCUGCUUGACUCAAAUAUUUUACCAAAUGUUUGUGGCGUCUACUCUUCAUGCUGCAGGCAACACAAUUAUUAUUAUUACCAUUGAUUCUGUUGAUGUGACGCACUAAAAUUAAUUCUACAAUGAUGGUACAAUCAAAUUGUAACUGCUGGCCAAUGUAUUUCUGGGUAGCAUGUUUGGGUAAACAGAUGUAGAGGACAUUUGUGUCGUUCGUUCUCCUGUACAAGGUAACGUUAACCGGCCUGUUUAUGAGGCCCCGUAGCGUUACCUUGGUGAUAUUUUUAUCUCUAACGUAUGAAAAACAAGCAUAAAGUGGUCUUUAAUGCACUAAUAGUGAACUUUUAAUUCAGCAAACAAAGUUCACGGAAAUGUAAAUGAAUUAAUGUGCUGUGUUUGGAAAAAAAAAAAAGAAAAUAUAUCCACUACAAAGGAAUCUAAAGUCCAGUCUUGUCUACGUUAUUAGGUUCAAAAACUUGACUCUAAAUAUCAAUGCAGUACCUGUUGAAUUCUGUAAAAAAACAAAACAAAAAAAAACAAAACAAUGUUUGUUGAUUUCAUUCUUGUACAUAAUCGCCUGCAGUGAAACAUUUUUGUGCACUCAACCUUGGAUUUAUUCUCAAAUCCUGUUAAUGUCCUUUGCAUUUUAGAAUAUGAAAAUAAAAUGACUCUUGAUGAUUAAAA
Mugil cephalus (flathead mullet) is the source of this 4222-nucleotide messenger RNA. RefSeq names its product kelch-like family member 14 (gene klhl14). The record is from RefSeq and is a predicted model, not a curated record. Gene Ontology annotation, molecular function: protein binding. The transcript is spliced from 8 exons. Bases 855 to 2672 code for a protein of 605 amino acids. Lineage: Eukaryota; Metazoa; Chordata; Actinopteri; Mugiliformes; Mugilidae.